Homalodisca vitripennis (glassy-winged sharpshooter) is the source of this 3039-nucleotide messenger RNA. RefSeq lists its product as uncharacterized. NCBI's taxonomy places the organism in Eukaryota, Metazoa, Arthropoda, Insecta, Hemiptera, Cicadellidae. The transcript is spliced from 5 exons. Bases 167 to 1012 code for a protein of 281 amino acids. The record is from RefSeq and is a predicted model, not a curated record.
CCUAUGUAGACGGCCAAACGGGUUUAGUGCCGGGCAGUGAGAGCCACGGGUCGGUGUAGUUGUGUCUGUGCCGUGCGCGCGCGCGUGUGUGUUGUGUGUGCCAUGUGCAGUCCUCCAUGGUGACAGUGACAGUGACAUCCACUGUCUCUCCGCACCGAGUGUUGGUAUGUCCGUGGAGAACGAGACAGGACAGGAGUCCGACUGGUGGGAGGGUGCGCUCGAGGAGGAUACGACUUGGAGUCUACCAUUGGAAGGUGAAGGGGGGCUGUGGUCCAGCGGCUUCCUGCCUCCUCCGCCUCGCCCGCCGUUCCUGGACGAGCACAUCGACUCUGACGGCCUCACAACCUGCGAUCUCUGCACCUGGGCACGCGCCCCCGAGCCUGGCUCGCACUCCAGCUACGGCAGUCCCUCAGAUCUCCCGGGGACACUGACGUGGACAAUAUCCCUGGUGAUAGUUUCCCUGUUGUCGGCUCUCCUGGGCGCCGCACUCAUGGUCACCCUCAUGCACUGUAGAAGAUCUCAAGAUGAAGAACCACGGUUGUUCAGAUGCCUGAGGCGGAGACGGCGAGUGGGUGAAGAAAACCACCAGCCCAACCUGGAGGGUGACAAAGAACUGGUGACUCUACAGAGCGGUGUUGGCAACGGUGGAGGUGUAUGGGGAUGGCUAACACGGAGGACCCCAGUGGUGCCUCCAGCCCCCACAGUGCCAGCAGUCAACCAUUACACCAUGGACGAGGGCUAUGCAGCUGUAGGGGAGGCCCUGUACGCCGAGCUGGACAGGCCGGCCUACCAGAACACCGGAUACGUGAGUGACGCUGACCCCGUAUCCUCGGCUCCCAGCAGCGCUUAUUACAGUGACUUGAGCAACAGUGACCGUACGUACGAGGCUGUGGGAGCUCAGACAGCUGCCGGGAUUGGUCUGUGGGAUGUCACCGAGACUCCCCUCCGUAGACAGGGAACCAGAUUAUCCUCCAUCACAGAGACUCUGUCAGUACCAUCUGACUAUGUAUAGUGACUUAGAAAUUAGGCAAUUAAAAAUACUAGUUUAAGAUUAUUUACUACUGAAGAGUUAUCUACUGAAAUUUAAAAUACAUUUAUAUACAAUUAAAUAUAAAAACAUUCCACCAUGUAACUUAGAUAAUAAAUAAAUAUCUGUGAUUAUUUUGGAAUGAAUGAUUUGGUCAAUAGUUAGGUUUAAAAAUAUAUGACUAGAAUAAACAUUACGGUUUGUUUCAAUUUAGCAUAGCAUAUGCUUUUAAUUUUGCAUAUUAAUACUGCAUAAUUGUUAAAAAAUAUGAUCCCUUUUAAAACAUAUUAAAAAACUGUUCAUAAGCAUAAUUAAUUUUAACUGAAAUAAAAAAAGAAAUUUUGUAUUAAAAUAGUUUAGGUUUGUCUCAAAAUAUCUCUACAAUAAUGCAUGAUUUGUAUAAAAUGAUUCUAAAAUCUGAAACAGUUUAGAAAAAUAUAAAAAAUGAUGCUUUAAUACAAAACAUUAUAAAACAAAUUAGGACAUAUCUUUAUAUUUUUAAAAGAGUAAAUAUUCAAUUAAACAACAAACAUUUUACCUCGACAAUAAAAUGAAAAGCAUUAUAAUCUUAUCAGAACUCUUAAAACCUUCCUUUGAUCAUCAAAAGAAUUAAAAUUGCUUAGAAGCAAAAGUAAGUUAAAUACAAAUGUUUUGUUUAUUUAGUAAAUUGUUGUUGUAAUAAACUAAGACUAAGUGUACAAGAGUAAUUUGAAAAGUUUCCGACCCAAUACAGAUAAAAGACAUUUAUUUUUACUGAAUUUUUAAAAUAGUCUUUUUGAAACUCUACACACUUCUUUCUCCUAGCAAUGCUCCCAUCUCUGUUACCCGCCCAAAUAGUACUCUGCAUUCUCUCUGCAAAAUACGAAGGUGAUUGUCUCUUCAUUUGAUGAAAAUCUUUGUCCUCUUUUGGAACAAUUUUUAGAUGAGGGAACAUAGUCACUUUGGGCUAGAUCUGGUGAGUAAGGUGAAUGAAAUUUUACAGCAGUUCAAACGGUUCUUUGUGGAUUUUUGCCAUGGCAACCGCUGAGAUAUGUGUUUUCUUGGUGAAAAAAAAAUGUUCUUUUAUUCCAAAUAUGGCUGUUUUUCCAAAAAUUCUGCCUUUAGAUUGUCAAGUAAUGAUGGAUGGUAUGCUCAUGUAAUGGUUUUUCCCUUUUUUAAAAGAUAAUCGAUUAAAAUAACUCUAUGACCAUCCAAAAAAACAGUCACCAUCACUUUCCCAGCUGAAAAAUUUUAUUUAGCCAAGACUGUGCCAAAAUAGCAUUAGAAAUAUUCAUUCGAACACAUUUUUGGUCUAACAUGAGCAAACGCGGCACCCAACAUGCUGACAGCUUUCUCAUGUCUACAUAUUAAUUUAAUAUGUGACAAACACGUUCUUUUGAUAUAUUCAUAACCUCUGCUAUCUCUCUCCCUUAAUUCAACAGUCGUCUAGCAUCAUGUGCUGAACUUUGGCAAUAUUUUCUUCGGUAGUUGCAGUUUUUGGACGUCCUGAACGUUCUUUGUUUCCCAUGCUCUUAAAUACAGCAGCCCAAAAUUUCACUGUAGUAAAUGAUGAUGCAGAGUCCCCAUACACAGAAUUCAACUCAUCUUUGAUUUAUGAAGGCGUAUUGCCUUCUCAAACGACUGUUACAUAAAAACUGUGCAUCCAAGAUGGCUGAAACUUUGUUGAGUAACUGUCAACAGAUGAACAACGAAAUUCAGUACAUUUUGUUUAUGAGUUCUACCAUCUUCACAUAGAGGUUGGAAAAUUUUCAGACCACCCUUGUAUUAAGAACAAAUAACUUUAAGCUAUAAUGAAAAGGACAGCAUUAUAUACUAUUGCUUGAUUAAAUGAAUCUGUAUUAAAUUUAGAAUUUACAUCUAUAUAACAGUGUGUAGUGAUUGUAAAUAGUGUACAGUAAUUAUUUUCAUGUACAUAUACUUUGUAAAUAGAUUGUAAUUUUUGUAAAUAUCUUUUGUUAAGAGUGUUUUGUAAAAAUGUAUAGUGGAAUACAAUUCUAACACUAAAAUUUCAA